Molecule: messenger RNA, 2155 nt
Organism: Paramuricea clavata
Lineage: Eukaryota; Metazoa; Cnidaria; Anthozoa; Malacalcyonacea; Plexauridae
Source: the annotation of a GenBank genome assembly
AUGAUUGUGAAAAAAUUACAAUGGAAUGAGAAUCAGGGUAAUAAUGAAUCAGUAGAUGAUUAUAAUUUGAAUGAGUUGUUUGAGACUGAGCCAAAUCUUAAUGAGCCUAAUGAGGAGCCCAAUAAAGAAUGCAAGGCACCGACUGAAACGAUUGAAGGAAAACGUAAUAUACUUAAUCGUGAUCGUGCUCAAUUAAUUCAGGAUCAAGCCAAAGAUGUAACUUUAAAUAAUUUAAAAGUCUCCGAUAUUGCGCCGUUGGAAACGGGUUUUUUUUUGCGGGUGAAUAAUGUGUUUAUGCAUAGGAAAUUUAAUAAAUAUCCCCAUGAUGGGUUUUUUCAUGUGGAUCGAAUUGUGGUUCCGGAGGUAUAUCGACCGGAAAUAUUGAAACUUGGCCAUACAAUACCCUUAGCUGGUCACAUGGGACAAGAAAAGACUUUUGAAAGAAUAUCUAUGCACUUCUUUUGGCCCCGGUUGUAUAGUGAAGUUAAAAAUUAUUGUGCAACUUGUCCUCAGUGUCAACUGGUUGAACGUAAAUUGGUAAACAAUAGGGCCCCACUUAAUCCCGUAAAAAUAGUUACGGAACCUUUUAAGAAAGUGGCUAUCGAUUUAAUAGGGGAGUUGCCACGAAGUAAAAACGGGUAUAAAUAUAUUUUGACAUUAGUCGACUAUGCAACUCGAUAUCCCGAAGCCAUACCACUUAAAACGACACAGUCAAGGGUGGUCGCCGAAGCUUUGGUGAAUAUAUUUUCCCGGGUAGGGUUACCAGAAGAGAUUGUUUCUGACCAAGGGGCAAAUCUGGUGGGGAAUUUAAUGAAACAGUUGUAUGAACUGUUGGGAAUUAGGCAUAUAAAAACCUCAGUUUAUCAUCCGGAGGCCAAUGGGUUAGUGGAACGGUUUAGUGGAACUCUAAAGCACAUGCUUUAGAAAUUUGUAGGUAGGGAGAUUGAAUCCUGGGAUAAGUAUCUGCCUUUUGUAUUAUUUGCGUACAGGAAAGUGCCGCGCCAGUCAACAGGAUAUUCCCCUUUUGAAUUAUUAUUUGGAAGAACCGUACGAGGACCUUUGACUGCUGUUAAACACGCUUGGGUUUCUUCGAAAAUAUCGGAAGACUACCUAGAUUAUGUAUUAGAAACCCGUAAAAGAUUAACACAAAUGCAAGAAAUUGUUCAUGAAAAUUUGAAAGGAACACAGGAAAAACAAAAGAAAUUAUAUGAUCGGCAGAGUUCCCGAAGGCUUCUUGGGGUGGGAGAUAAGGUGUUAGUGUUGCUCCCUACGCCCGGAAGUAAAUUAGAGAUGAAAUGGCAAGGACCCUUUAUUGUAAGUAAAGCGUUUGAGAAUGGAUUAAAUUAUGAAGUUGAUAGGGGAAAGGGGGACAAACAAAAACGUGUAUAUCAUAUUAAUUUAUUGAAACUGUGGAAGACCCGGGAGGAGUUAGCAACAUUUUCGUGUUCGGGCCCUAUAACUCCUGAGAAACAGGAGGGUUGUAACCCUUGGGGAAAUCAAAAAGAGACUUGGCAUGAUGUGGAAAUUUCCCCUGAGUUAAGCAAGGAACAAUUGAGUGCUAUACAACUUUUGUUACAAGAAUACUCGGAUAUAUUUUCUAACAUUCCAAGUAGGACAUCUGUGACCGAACACAAAAUUGAUACAGGCGAAGCAACCCCUAUUAGGUCACCUCCCUACCGAAUACCGCAGAGUUUAAUAGAAAGGGUAAAUGAUGAAUUGCACCAAAUGUUAGAGAUGGGCAUAGUUAGACCAUCGAAAAGUCCAUGGGACUCCCCUGUGGUUAUAGUGCCUAAACCGGAUGACACAAUCAGGUUUUGUGUUGAUUUUAGAAAAUUGAAUAAUAUUACCAAAAUGGAUGCAUAUCCCAUCCCUCGUAUGGAUCAAAUGUUGGAAAAGGUAGCCCAAGCUAGGUAUAUAUCGACUUUGGAUAUGACCAAGGGGUUUGGCAAAUCCAUUAAAUGAGGAUUCUAUACCGAAAUCUGCUUUUAUAACUGCCCAAAGGUUAUUUGAAUUUACAGUCAUGCCCUUUGGCAUGAAAACUGCGCCGGCGACGUUUCAACGCAUGAUGAAACAUGAGGUGUUAAAUGGGUUGGAGGCUUUUGCGGAUGCAUAUAUUGACGAUGUGGAAAUUGACACAUCCGCCAGUGACCUUUGA